This is a messenger RNA of Hydractinia symbiolongicarpus, 5852 nucleotides long. RefSeq names its product microtubule-associated serine/threonine-protein kinase 2-like. Gene Ontology annotation, molecular function: ATP binding; magnesium ion binding; protein serine/threonine kinase activity. The record is from RefSeq and is a predicted model, not a curated record. Gene Ontology annotation, biological process: intracellular signal transduction; peptidyl-serine phosphorylation. The coding region runs from base 576 to 4817 and encodes 1413 amino acids. The transcript is spliced from 27 exons. NCBI's taxonomy places the organism in Eukaryota, Metazoa, Cnidaria, Hydrozoa, Anthoathecata, Hydractiniidae.
AAACAAACCUGGGGAAGUGCGUAAAUGAAGUGUGGAUAGAACACCAGCUUUACCCAUUCAAAAAAAACCAUUCUUUUCAAGACAAGGUCGUCAAUCACUUGAAAAUUUUGUGAAGAGAUUAGCGAUUUAUUUAUGUUUCUGUUUACUUCGUUAAAUAGAUAAUGGAAAUUCGUUUAUUUUGCUGUGAUUAAAAACCGCCAUUCCGUGUAAAAGGAAAACAGAGAUUAGCUAGAAGUUUUGGAAAUGAAUGAAAGAUUUGGCUUGGAACCGUAAAGUCGUAAAUGAAUUAAACGACAAACUUGUUUUACGUGUUAACGAUUUAAAAAAAAACUGUUUAAAAUGGAAUCAAAAAAGCUUGUAUUUUGAGCUAAAACCAGCCAGCUAGCUGGCUAAUAGUGUUUUACACGUUUUGUGAGAACUGGAAAUUAAAGUUCCUGCUCAAAAUUACUUGUCAUAUGAGGAAAGUUAGCUAUGUUUGUUGGAAAGUUAUUCAAUUUAUAUGAUCUGUUAAUGUAUACAUAGCUGAGCAAAACAAGACACACAGGUUGACUAUUAUCAGUAGACAAAAAUAAAAAAUGGAGGUACCAAUGUAUCAAUUUGAAAAGCCACGUAUAAAUCCAGACCAAAUACCAGGUCGCAAAGAUUUAUUGGACUAUUUCAAACGUAAACAAAUAGAGAAAUACUUAGAAAUUUUUCCUAAAACUGUAAACUUUGCAUUUUUUAAAACGAUGAGUGAGGACGACUUUCAAGAGUAUGGAAUUUCAGAUGAUAAUGACAUGCAAAUUUUGCUUGAUGCAGUUGCACAAGCACAGGCUGAGGAGGAUGCUGAGGAGGAAGCAGAGCUCUUAUUCGAUUCAUCACAACAAACGUCUGCUUCUUCAUCACCAACAACACCAACACAUAAGCGCCACAUCCAAAUUCUAGAUUCAGACCGUAGAAAAUCAUCAUUUUUUGGCAGAUCUUCAAGUAUCGAACCGUUUUCACCUAUACGUGAUGAACAUUCGUCUAACUUGCUACGUAUGCGAAAUAAUGCAUCCCUUGGGAACUCAGAUCCUUCUCUUUCAUCGAGUUAUGGUGAUAUAACAAAAAAAUUUAGCACAUGCGGAAUCAGCCCACGCCGACCAAGAAGUCUUCUACCUCAUUCACCUUCACCGCCACGUGCGAAAUCACCAAUUCCAACUGAUAACUCGUUCGAGCAAAGUCCGAAACAUUUAUCACCAAACAACAACCAUGCACCUAUUCCGUUUUCAUUUGCGACAAAUAAAGUUUUACAAAGUGGUCGCCGUUGGUCUGUUGCAUCUUCUGGUUACAGUACAAACACACCUUGUUCUUCGGGUUUUUCGUCUCGCACAUCAUCACAAGAAAAACUGAAUCAGCUGAUAUAUGAUGAUCAUCAAUAUAUACCUCUAUCAAGACAGUACAGUCACGACAGCACGUACAGUGAUGUAGAUGAUGAUGUUCUUGGUAGAGCUCGGUCACCGAAACCUUACAGGGGUAGAUCCAGGUCUCUGAGUCCAACAAGAAGUGAAAAUGAAAUUUCGAUUCUGAACAAAUUGUAUAUGGAUCGCUUUCCUAAGGCUAAAACACAAAUGGAAGAAAAACUACAGGAAUUCUGUGAUGAAUAUGCAGAUGACAGUAAAUUUUCAGAUGCUGCAAUUAGCUUUGUCUUUCAUCAGAUACUGGAGAUUGCGAAAACAGUGUUGAAAGUAUCAAUAGAUCCUGAAGUUAAUAUCACCAGUGCAUUUUUUUAUGAUAUCUCGGAUUCACUAGACAAGCUAUUAUUUGAGGUUCGAACAAAAACUGCUAGUCGAGAGAUAGGACACAUUCACAGGAUGAUCAGUAAAUUACUUAUGAUAUUAUCCAGACCUGCUCGUUUAUUGGAAUGUCUAGAGUUUAAUCCUAGUUCGUUUUAUACGCAACUUGAAGUUGAAGAACACGUGCUAAGUCAAAAUCAAGUUGAUGUUGAUAUGGGUUCAUACAUACGUACUAAGUUGGGUAUAGCUGAAGUUGGUGAGGAAGAGAAACAAGAAAGUGAGGCACCUGUCAGGAAGCAAUCCAUUUUGAUUGAACCAAAAGAUGAGGAUUUCAGUUACAUUAAACUUAUCAGUAAUGGAGCAUAUGGCUCUGUAUAUCUUGUUCGACAUAAAGCUUCAAGGCAACGUUAUGCAAUGAAGAAAAUGCGUAAACACCAUCUGAUGCACAAAAACCAGGUUCAACAAGUGUUCACUGAGAGGGAUAUCAUGACGUUCGCUCAAAAUCCAUUUGUUGUCACGCUUGUCUGCACUUUCGAAACGAAGAAAUAUCUUUGUAUGGUGAUGGAGUACGUGGAAGGUGGUGAUUGUGCGUCACUGUUAAAAAACAUAGGUGUGAUGACUGUGGACCUGGCAAAGCAAUAUUUCGCUGAAACAGUGCUAGCUGUUGAAUACAUUCAUGAUUAUGGAAUCAUUCAUCGAGACCUUAAACCUGAUAACUUGCUUAUUACAGCUAUGGGACACAUCAAACUAACUGAUUUCGGACUUUCUAAGAUGGGAUUAAUGAACAUGACAACGAAUAUAUGCGAACAGACAGCACAGCAGUUCAAUGAUGCCACAGUGUUUGGUACACCAGAUUAUAUAGCUCCCGAAGUGAUCCUACGCAAGGGAUAUGCUAAACCUGUGGAUUACUGGUCGUUAGGUAUCAUCCUUUACGAGUUUCUUGUGGGUAUUACGCCAUUUUUUGGCGAAACAGUGGACGAAGUCUUCGAGUUUAUCUUAAAUGGUGAAAUUGAAUGGCCUGAUGGCGACGAUGCCUUACCCCCGGAUCCUGUCGAUCUGAUCAAACGUUUGCUUGUUCAAGAACCAACGGAACGGCUAGGAGCUGGGGGUGCUAAAGAAGUUAAAGAACACGAGUUUUUCGAGCAUGUAAAUUGGAACUCAUUGUUACGACAGAAGGCUGAGUUUGUUCCUGUGUUAGAUGAUGAUGAAGAUACUAGUUACUUUGAUACUCGUGAAGAUCGUUACAACCAUCUGGUAAGUGAUGACGAAGAAGACGUAGAUGUAGACGACAUCGAGAUCGGAAAUUUUUCGACUUGCUCACCCAGAUUUAGUCAAAUACUAAGCUCUGCAGACAUAUCUCGCGAGUUGAAAGAUUUAGAAGAAACUUCUAAAGAAGCGAGUAGUGUUGAGGACCUCCACGAUGAGAGUUCGUUUGAGAGUGGUAUAAAAAACCACUCGAAGGAGGAGGAAGCCAGUGAUGACGUAGACAAUAACACGAUAAUAGAGUAUUCGUCUUUAAAAACUAAAAUGGUAGUGAAGACUGUGGACGACAAGGUGUCGACGGAUAGUGGAAACGAAACGCCGACGAGUAGCUCACUAGAUAACUCGCUCAAUUCAAGCUGUUCACUCGCCAGGCAUAUUAUGGAUAGUAAACGGUGUGAGGAUUCCGACAGAGAUACAGAUGCCAGCACAAGCAGUUGUGAUUUAUCUCCGAGAAAAUUCAUAUCUACUGCUACGUUUACAUCGCAACGAGUGCCGAGUCCAAAACAACCGUCGCCUUUAGUCAUCGACACGUCACAUGACGACACGAUGCUUCUCAAAACGACAUCGACGUCGUCGGCACCAAACACACCGUUGGACAAAAGUCUUUCGGCAAGUUACGGAACGGGACGAACGCAACGAACAAAGUCAACACCGCCGUGUCUUGACUUGAGCAAAAUCAACCAGAGUAUACCAAGAUUAGAGCUUUCAGCUUCUGAAGACGAAACUGUUCUAUUGAGAAAACCACGUCGCCGAAGCAGCCGUCACGGAGUAACACGUCGGCAAGGGUUGCCUUCUCAGACGACACCUGAGAGUCCGACAGGUAAAAAAGAUUUGCGUCGAAUGUCAAGCCCGACGUCACUACGUCCACCAAUCCUUAUCACACGUGGGUCGAGAGGACUGGGUUUCUCGUUAAAGGCAAUUCGUGUACAUAUCGGGGAAAGUUCGAAUUACACUCUUCAACAUUUAGUAGAGUCUGUCGAUAAAUACGGUCCUGCUUAUGAAGCUGGGCUAAAAGAGAAUGAUCUAAUCACACAUGUAAAUGGCGAAUCAACCCAAGGUCUACAACACGUGGACCUAGUUCGAUUAAUAAUGCAAGGCGGUGAGGUAGUGAAACUUACGGUAACCGAACUCUCUAACACAAGUAUACGUACUGGUACGAAACGAAAGCAAGUGGGAAGUCGAAUCCUUUCACGCAAGCCUCGCUCUCGUAGCCGUACGAAUAGUUCUGCAGAAGAACGAAGCAACUCUCGAAAGUCAGCGAUUUAUAAAAGAAUUAAAAAACCACUCCGACGAAACUCGUCAGUGAAGCGAUCGAGCAAGAAAUCUGCACUGGCAGCCACGUACCAGUCUGCAAACAACGGUGGUGCUGCAAAUUCGUCACCAAACUCUCCCAGCUCACACAUAUCUAGACCAGCUUUCCUCCAUGGUGUGUUGCCAAAACUCGCGCGUUCGAUAGUUCACUCGCCAAGGCGACGUUCGAUAUCAUGCAUUCCUGUCUCACCACUCGCCAGAACUCCCUCCGUUGGUUCGAACAGUAUAAGAAGUCCGUCGCCGUUGGCGACUAAAAACGGUGGAACUGUUAUGUCUCCCACAGGUUCUCAGGGGAGGUCUAAAUUAUCUUCCAGUCCAGGUUCACCUCUGCUAAGGAGAGCGCUAUCACCUGACAGACUUGUUCCGCCAAUUACACUGGAAGAUGCGAUUGAUCAAGAUAGUAAUUUAUUGAUGCCUUCAGAUAGAAAACUAAUACGAAGUCAAUCGAUGAAGGAGAGCAAAAGACGUAGACACAAAUUUCUUAGGUGAUCUGGAAAUCUCCACCCAUAUGAGAAAUCACCACUGAUCGGGAAAUCUCUACCGAUCUGAGAAAUCUCCACCGAUCUGGAUUUUUAAAGUGUUGGACCCUAGGUCACGCGCACGUUGUGGUUCACGAAGGAUUAGCUCUCCUUUGCAGGCCUUUUGUUUUACAUCAUUUGCUUUGGUUUUGGUUGGAGCCAUGUUUAAAAAUUUAAAUUUAUUCUGGUUGCAGUCACUUGAAGUGACUUCACCGAGAAGUUUUUACCUAUAAUUAAAAGAAAAAAAAUAUUUAUACGCGAAUGCGCUGUUUUUAAGCAUUUUCCCCUGAUACUCUCUUGAAAGAUAAGCUAGACUGUCCUCAUAGUUUUAACCAAAUCAAUUAAUCUAGGCGAAAAUCUUCCGUUAUAAUCUCUUCUAAAAAUGCUGCAUGAAAACGACUUGAAUUUUCGUAAUCAUUUUCAGUAUUAUGUUGGUUUUGUUUUAUAAUUUGUUUGUUAUGGUAACAGCAUGUGAAUGUGAACGGUAGUAUUAAAAAUCAAUCAAGAAUUUGUUAUGCGAGCGUAUUCUGCUGUUGCCAUGACAACAGUCCUAAGAAUCUUCUAAUAGACUUUAGAAAAAGUCCAUCUGAUUUUGUUUGAAUUUUUGUUUGGAAAAUAUGAUUUUCUAUUCUUCUGUUCUCCUCUUAUCACGAUAUUUUAUACUCUCUUAUCUCAACUCUAAAUGACUUGAUGAAAAACAGACCAGCCUAUUUGUGCUACGAUAAAAAGCAGACUUUUGGACUGUGAAACCCAAACCCGUAGAGUUUUCCAACAGAUUUUAAUUUGUUUUUGUCGUCUGGGUGGGAAUAGCUUGAUUGUUUUUUUUGUGUGCUUUUUAACAGAUAAAUAAAUAAAUGAAUACGAUGACGUCAUGUGUAUAUUUAUAUUUAAUAAUUGUACAAAUUGUAAAUUCCAGUCCUCAACAAUUAAGUAUUUUUUUUGAGUUACAAAAUGGUUGUAAACUUACCACAAGUUUUUAUAUGAAAAAUGGUAUACUUUAAAACAA